AUGCGAAUAUGGAUCAUUGACCCUGAAGAGGCUUCCGAUUAUGAGAUUGGUCAGAUUGCGAACUUACCCUCACGUCAUUCCUACCACCUUACCAAAAACUUCUUCAACCUGGGUCAGUUUCCCAUAGUCACCCUACCAUCCUCCACCAAAACGUUUAAUGGGAAGUUCACACUUGAUGGAUUCUGGGAGGUGGUGCUGGAGUGGAAUCAAAGCUACCUCACAGUGGGCAUAGGUGGCCAGCCCACCAGCUUUCAGCACCGCUUCGUCUAUGAAGCUUCCCACACCUUUUACUGGGAACCCAUAGAAGGCCCUUAUGACGGAACAGAGAUACCUUUGUUGGGGCCUGACGUGACCAUACUGAUCAAGGACCCUUGCGCCCCCCAUCGGGCUCUAUUCAUGACUAGGAAUAGCAUACGAAUCACCAGUGACGCUUUCCGCUCCACCAGCAUUGUGAAGAUGUACUCCUUGUACACCAGGCCCCCAAGCGGCUUCUACAUGAAUGACAACGCCGCCCUGCUGGACGACGGCAUCAUCUUGCACAUGGCGGACGGGCUGUACUGGAGGUCGCAUCAGACGAGGUUCCUCGAGUUCAGGAAAGAGCUUCCCACCAUUGGUGUGCGAGGGAUCUUACAGAGGACCACAUGCUUGGAUAACCACCCGCUGCAAGAGGUAGUAGAUUUUGGGAAGGUCUUGUUUUGGACAGACAACGAGUUGUUCAUCGGGGGUGGUCGGAUCACAUCCCGUCAUGCCGUAGGGACUUACAAAGAGCUGCUCUUCCAAGUAAAUUGAGAAAACCGUUUCCUGACCGCGGCUUUCGGCUCCGACCCAAACACGGUGGGCAUUCUCGUCACCGAAACAUCGAAUUACAAGCCCAUCCUCUUUAUUUUCAACUACCAGACAAGGCUAACUCAUCCCAGCUCCUUUCUUGCAAGUGAGGUGUCCCCUGAAAACAUGCCUAGAGGGCUUUUACACAUGCGCUUCUAUGAGUCAGCCAAGGAGACACUGCUGCUGUGGAAUCAAACAGCUCUGUGGUAUAGUUUCCGUGACAACAGCCAGUGGGGGAUGCUGAAAGUGCCUGGUUUCCAUUCCCUCGGGUCGGCUGUACCUGGCAAGAAUAUACACGAAGUAAUGCUUGAUCAAAAAUGGAACCUUCUUGUAAAGAUGACGAACAACCAGAUGUUCUUCUGCAAGUUUGGUGUGACAGAGUUGGUCUGGCUGGAGUACUGGGUUCGGGGCGGAAUCCCUGCUUCUCUCCACACGGACCAGAAGAACCAGGUCAUCCUGGUGACAGAGCAGGAGCUAGAAGACAAUGUACAAUUCGAGUUAAACCCCUUCCCCCUGAAGUUGGAGGUAAUGAGCAGCAUGUUAGGAAUAACCCAUCACGACUGUCCCUAUGUCACGUUCAAACACAGCAUGAACAACUACGGCUACUACCUGGACAAAGGGCAGGAGUUGUUGUUCUGGGCACAGGUGGUCUACCACGAAGGGAAGGGCGUGCACAUCCAGGUGCUUAGGAGCAGAGCAAAGCUGCUGGAAUUUGAUCUCUCCAAAGACUUUGAGUGUAUCCACAAGGUUUUCAUGGUGAACAUGGUGAGGCACAAACACAAGCUACAAAGCAACACACAUAUCUACAAGAGUGUUUGUGUGGGUUUCUUUUGUUGGUAAUAAAACAAGUUGAAAUGGAUGUUCCAAACAAGUUACAGCACUCUUCAUUUUAGAACUGAAUUGCAUUAUUAAUAUCUCUGAGGAGAUAAAUAAAUUGGCAGUUUGCCGUUUAGUAAGUAAGCCAUUUAAUUUAAAAUGUCAAUAUUAAAACAUGAA
Molecule: messenger RNA, 1821 nt
Organism: Clupea harengus (Atlantic herring)
Lineage: Eukaryota; Metazoa; Chordata; Actinopteri; Clupeiformes; Clupeidae
Product: cation channel sperm-associated protein subunit epsilon-like protein
Biological process (GO): flagellated sperm motility; sperm capacitation
Cellular component (GO): sperm principal piece; CatSper complex
Source: RefSeq, a predicted model, not a curated record